AUGGUCCUCAUCUUCACCUUCUGCCUGAUUCUAGCUGGUACUGAUGCUGUAACUACAGUAACUGGAUACAGAGGACGAUCAGUUCAGAUUAAAUGUCCCUACACAUCUGGAUAUGAAAAGAACAACAAGUAUCUCUGCAGAGGUGAAUGUCCAUCUGUGGGGAAUAGAGACGUUCCUGUUCAGUCUGGAUCUCCUGCUAAAGACUCCAGAUUCUCUCUGUAUGACGACACAACAGCCAGAGUCUUCACCGUCAACAUCACUGAUCUGAGACCAGAGGAUGGAGGAACUUACUGGUGUGGGAUAGAGCGGGCAGUAAGUGAUAUUUACACAGAGGUUUUAUUGCUGGUUAAAACAGCUGGUACUGAUGCUGUAACUACAGUAAGUGGAUACAGAGGACGAUCAGUUCAGAUUAAAUGUAACUACACAUCUGAAUAUGAGAAGAACAACAAGUAUCUCUGCAGAGGUGAAUGUUCCACCUGGGACCUUAAAGACGUUCCUGUUCAGUCUGGAUCUCCUAAUAAAGACUCCAGAUUCACUCUGUAUGACGACACAACAGCCAAAGUCUUCACCGUCACCAUCACUGAUCUGAGACCAGAGGAUGCAGGAACUUACUGGUGUGUGAUAGAGCGGGCAGGGAAGGAUAUUUACAAAGAGAUUCUACUGCUGGUUAAAACAGAUAAUCUCACCAGCAGUACUGUCUCACACACC
This is a messenger RNA of Clarias gariepinus (North African catfish), 708 nucleotides long. RefSeq names its product CMRF35-like molecule 7. NCBI's taxonomy places the organism in Eukaryota, Metazoa, Chordata, Actinopteri, Siluriformes, Clariidae. The transcript has 4 exons. The annotation marks the transcript as partial. The record is from RefSeq and is a predicted model, not a curated record.